Messenger RNA from Chrysemys picta bellii (western painted turtle), 3536 nucleotides. RefSeq names its product ST8 alpha-N-acetyl-neuraminide alpha-2,8-sialyltransferase 1 (gene ST8SIA1). Gene Ontology annotation, molecular function: alpha-N-acetylneuraminate alpha-2,8-sialyltransferase activity. Lineage: Eukaryota; Metazoa; Chordata; Testudines; Emydidae. The record is from RefSeq and is a predicted model, not a curated record. Gene Ontology annotation, biological process: N-glycan processing; oligosaccharide metabolic process.
CUUUGGGGGUAGGGGGAUCAUGUAAGUCUCCUGGCUUACAUUGCCUGGCUCAGCCUGAUUCCCCCCCCCCUUUUACUGAAGGCGAGCAAAAAAGCUAAACCCUGCUGCCAGCUCCAAUCCAGGAGGCGCUGAUCUGAACGGGUCAAAGGAGAUAUUUUCUUUUCCUGCGGGGGAAAAAAAAGCCCUGAUUUCCGGUCACCCCGCUGUCGUGUCGCGUCCCUGCCCCCAUCUCCCCGAUUUCAGGGGUGCAGGAGAAGGUUGCUGACAGCUCCUGGAGCGAGGGGGGAGGGGCAGCUCUUUGUUCCCAUCGGAUUUGGGGAGCAGGAGGGAAGCCCGGGAACGGGCGGCAGAAUGGAAAUGUACAAGGACUUGCUGCAGUGACAGCUCCCCGGGUGCUGUGUGCCUGGCGGGGGGAAGGGGAGGGAGGGGGAGCAGAGGACCAAAUGACUGGGAGGAAGCGAGACAGCAGCAGCAGCCGCCGCUACCGAGAGAGGAAGCGGCUGAGCCCUGCUGAUCCCUGGCUUGAGCAGCGGGCAGCCGCUCCCCCGGCUAACGGGGCUGCGAUGGCAUCCGCCGCUGGCCUUCAGGAUGGCCGCCGUCCCUAGAGCAGCGGGGCGGCCGACGGGGAGCCCCCGGGGGAGCCGGCUCACCAUCGCGGCGGCGGCUCUGUGUCUGUUGCAUGGGGGGCUUUGGCGCUCCGGCGGCCGCUCGCCGGGACUGAUGAGUGACUGCAGCCCGGCCCGGAGGAAGAUCUGCCGGGGGAGGAGGAGGAGGAUGGCGGCGGCGGGGCCGGUGUGUAAAUGUCCCCGGACCCGGUUGCCCGUCGGGGGGGCCAGUGCCUUGUGUGUCUUUGUCCUUUGCUGGCUCUACAUCUUCCCCGUGUACCGGCUGCCCGACGAGAAGGAGGUCGUGCAGGGGGUGCUGCUGCAGCAGGGCAAGGCGUGGAGGAGCAACCAGACCGCAGUCACCGGCUUCAGGAAACAGCUGGAAGACUGUUGUGACCCCGGUCAGCUCUUUGCUAUGACAAAACAGAACUCUCCGCUGGGAAAGAACCUCUGGUUUGAUGGGGAAUUUUUACAUUCUGUCACUAUUGACAAUGCAACUUACUCCCUUUUCCCACAGGCUACCCCAUUCCAGCUCCCAUUGAAGAAAUGCUCCGUGGUGGGAAAUGGUGGGAUUCUGAAGAAGAGUGGCUGUGGCAGACAAAUAGAUCAAGCAGAUUUUGUCAUGCGAUGCAACCUUCCUCCUCUGUCCAGUGAAUACACCAAGGAUGUUGGAUCCAAGACCCAGCUGGUGACGGCUAAUCCCAGUAUAAUUGAGAAAAGAUUCCAGAAUCUGCUUUGGUCUAGAAAAACCUUUGUGGAUAGUGUUAAAGUCUAUAACCAUAGCUACAUCUAUAUGCCAGCCUUCUCUAUGAAGACGGGGACAGAGCCGUCCCUACGGGUUUACUACACCCUGGAGGACUUUGGUGCCAACCAAACAGUGCUCUUUGCCAAUCCCAACUUCCUCCGUGACAUUGGCAAGUUUUGGAAGAGCAGAGGAAUCCAUGCCAAGCGGCUUUCAACAGGUCUCUUCCUUGUCAGUGCAGCCCUAGGUCUGUGCGAAGAAGUAACCAUCUAUGGCUUCUGGCCUUUUUCAGUGGACCUGCAUGGGAGGUUUAUCAGCCAUCAUUACUAUGACAACGUGUUGCCUGAUUCUGGGUUCCAUGCCAUGCCAGAGGAGUUUCUACAGCUCUGGUUUCUUCAUAAAAAUGGUGUAUUGAGAAUGCAGCUAGAACAGUGUGAGGCCCCUUUACUCCAGUCCUCUGCUUAAGGACCAUAAGGAAGGGCAUGGGGGAUCCUCUUCGUUAUAAUUUCCAUAUUCUCCAAAAAGAAAAUUAAAAGAGAAAGGGGAAAAUAUUUAUGGAUUUGCAGAGACAUUAAAGAUGCUACUUGUUCUAUUGAUAACGUGAAGGCAAAACAAGAGACACGUCCUUACACACAGUGUUAUGGAGAAAUAAGUAGCUCUCAUGGAAUUCACUACCACAAAAUUAUGAAAUUACUGUUGGAAGCAGCACCCCUGAACUUGAUUGGUUCCCAUUUUAAAAGAUCAAUUUAAAAGGGGCAUUAAGGGUUGGAUGGAGGCCGACUGUGCUAAAUGCUACUCGCUGUUGAAAGUCCAUUUAAUUCCAGAUUAGCACGACCCCCUUUCUUUCCUUCCUUUCUUACUACCUUCCUUCAAGCCAGGAGUGCUGAGUGUCACCAACUCCCAGUGACUUCAAGGGACAGAACUAAGGGUGCUUAGACUCUGGUGAAACAGUGCCCAGUUUUUGUAAUAGAGCAAUCCCUGAAUAUUGGAAAACCCCUACCGAACCACAGUAUUUAGCAGUGGUAGUUCAGAACUCUGCAAUUUACAACCAUGUCAAUGUAGUAUUAUGGACUAGAGAUGGUUGAAAAAUGGUAAUACAUUUUAAUGCAACACUGGCAAAUUCUUUGGGAAAUGUUGAAGCUAAAAACAAUUCAAGUAGCUUGGUUUUGGCCCAUUGUUGUAGAAUAGUAAGUUUUGUAUUAAGGGCUGCUCCUGACCAAUUUACUGUACAUUCUUUGGGUCUCAUUCUGUAUUCCUUCUUACGUCAAAUGCUCAGUGAUCUCAAUGGGAGUUUGAGGCACACAAAGGUAUGCGGGCCCAGGUUCUUAAUUUACUUGUAUCGCAGACGGUACACAGUGAGUACAGGUGUCUUUUAAAAUUUGUUAAAACAAUGAAAAUCCUUUUUCCUUGAAGCGAUGUUCUGUUUCUGCGAUUAGAUCCCUUCCUGUUUGCAAUGCUGGCCGUAAAGUCUUAUUUUUUAUUUUUCUCCCCAGAUCAUCUCUUGUCCAAGAUAUUAUUUGAAAAAAAAACCCAACCCUUGGGAGCACUCUUUAAAACCUACAUAGUGAGCAAAGAGUAAAUGACCCUGUCAGGUGCUUACAUAACACAGUCACUGUCCUUGAAAUCAGUGAGUUAUGUAAGUGUGUACAUUUCACUUAGGCUGCUCUAGCCUUUUCAUCGCUUCACAGACUGUUUUCAUUUUGUUUAUUUCUCAGCUGGCCCAUGGUCCUGGAACCUUUCUAAUGCCGAGUAAAUUAGUACUCUUAUUUUUAGGACUGUGACAAAAAUAAAAUAUUGGAACGUCAUCUUUGUUGCAAUUUCGGCUGCAAGAUUAGCCUUUUAAAUUCAGAUCUGCAUCCUUGUUGCUCUCUACUCCAUCACUAGCAGCUACAAACUGUCAAAACAGCAAAAAACGAGAACAGACAUUGGCUUGCCACAAGUAUUUCCUAUGCUAUGCAUAUUAGUUCCAAACAGGCAACGCUUUGGUUUGGGGGGUUGGGGGGUGGGGGUGGGGGGUAUGUCCUAUCAUGCUUUGAUGAUGUUUUUAUUUUUAGUGUCAGCUGCCUGCAAUAUAGAAAUAAUGGUUUAAAAAAUCCCUCAAAUGUCUGUGUAGGACAGAAACAGAGAAGUCUUCACACUUCUGAAAUUUUUAACUGUACCUUUCAGAAUAAAAUCAUUUUAAAGAUUAA